Messenger RNA from Saccostrea cuccullata (small rock oyster), 36639 nucleotides. RefSeq names its product MAM and LDL-receptor class A domain-containing protein 2-like. Gene Ontology annotation, molecular function: protein binding. The record is from RefSeq and is a predicted model, not a curated record. NCBI's taxonomy places the organism in Eukaryota, Metazoa, Mollusca, Bivalvia, Ostreida, Ostreidae. Gene Ontology annotation, cellular component: membrane.
AUGGAGAGAGAGCUAAACAAAGGGUACUACAUAUACUUGGAGUCAAGCUCAGGCCGGCAAGGAUCAAAGGCUCAACUUCAGAGCCCCAGUCUGAGUCUGAACAGGGGUCAGACUAAAUGCCUAAGCCUCUGGUAUCACAUGUAUGGACCAAAUGUCGGGUACCUGAAUGUUUACUACAAGCGGAAUGGCAAUCUCAGGACCCCAAUCUGGAGAAGGAAUGGCAACAAUGGUCCCCAGUGGAAGCAUGCACUCAUUAACAUUAGAGUCAACAAUAAUAACAGAAAUGGAAAGAUUGUUAUUGAGGCAACAAGAGGAAAUGGUGGGAGGGGUGACAUUAGUGUUGAUGACAUUCAAGUCACAGAUGGUCCCUGUAGCCAACAAGGUCAGACAACAGCUACCCCCGGAGGAACCCCCAGUCCUUCAUCUGUCACUUGCAACUUUGAGUCGUCCAAUCUCUGUGAGUGGAAGAAUGACAAAACGGACAACUUUGACUGGGUCUGGAAAAGUGGGUCAACUGCCACGGCCAACACUGGUCCUACCAAUGACCACACCACUAACACCGCAUCAGGACACUACGUCUACAUUGAGGCAAAUGGACAUCGUCAGGGCACAAAAGCUCGUCUGAUUGCACCGUCCUACAGUGGAAGGUACUCCACAUGCUUCCAGUUCUAUUACAACAUGCAUGGUCAGAACAUAGGUACUCUGAGUGUGUACAAGAAGACCUCUGGGGGGCUGGGAAGUCCUAUCUGGAGCUUGAGUGGGGACCAGGGGACAGGAUGGCAGUUUGGACAAGUCUCCAUACCCAGAGGAACCGCUUACAGUGUUGUGUUUGAGGCAAGUAAAGGAUCAGGAAAUCAAGGAGAUAUAGCUGUGGAUGAUCCCAAGAUGUUCACUGGAUCUUGUCCAAAAAGAGGUGCAUGUAACUUUGAGAAGGACUUUUGUGGGUGGAGCAACAGUGUUACCGACCAGUUUGAUUGGAUAAGACACAAGGGGUCGACAAGUUCCCAAGGAACAGGGCCCACAAAUGACCACACCCUGGGAAGCAGGGGGACUGGAUAUUACAUUUACAUCGAGGCCAGUAGUCCCAGGGCACCAGGAGAUGCAGCGCAGAUCGUCAGUGAAGUGUUCCCUCCCUCACAGCGCACAUACUGCAUACAGUUUUGGUACAACAUGAAUGGGAAUGCCAUUGGUACCCUUACAGUGUACGCUGUUGCUAAUGGCAUCCAGACCCCACUAUGGCAGUUAUCUGGACAGCAGUCUGGGCAGUGGAACUUUGGGAGAGUCUCUGUUAUGAGUCCCAAGUCUAAUUUCAAGUUCAUCAUUGAAGGAUUGCGUGGAUCAGGAAUACAGGGGGACAUUGCUUUAGAUGAUAUCAGUGUCACUCAGUCCAGAUGUGCAAGACAGCCAUCAAAUGCUCGACCUGUCUCCCAAACUACCACUACAACACCAAUGACCACAACAGUAAGGACAAGUUCAGGCCGAACCACGGCCACAGCCAAUCCAUCAUCUAUAUCCUGUACAUUUGAGGGAGGUUUCUGUGGAUGGACACAGGUGAGGUCCCCCACAGAUGAUUUUGAUUGGACUAGAAUGAGAGGUGCAACAAGCUCCACUUUCACAGGACCAAGAGGAGACCACACAUCAGGAAAGGGCUUCUACAUUUACACUGAGGCAUCUAACAGACAUGUUAAUGAAACGGCUCAGAUCAAAUCCCCAGCAGUAACGCCUUCUUCCAGUGGAAACACUCGGUGCCUGUCCUUCUGGUAUAGUAUGUAUGGGUCCAGCAUUGGAACCUUAAAUCUUUACACCCAGACUCAGUCAAUACUGGGAACUCCUAUCUGGACACGCAAAGGAAAUAAGGGCAACCGCUGGAGACAAGCUCGUGUAACUGUUAACGUGGCAGUGCAGUAUAAUUUUGUAUUUGAAGGAAGAUUGGGAAAUGGAAUUAGAGGGGACAUUGCUCUAGAUGACAUAUCUCUGACAAAUGGUGGAUGUUCAGGACAAACACAGGCCCCUGGAGUGUCCACUACCCCUGCCACCACGGGGGCUGUAAGAACCUGCGGAUUUGAAUCGAGUAGAAUCUGUGGAUACAGCCAGGACAGAACUGACAAAUUUAACUGGUCAUGGAAAUCAGGAAGUACAUCAACCACAGGAACUGGACCAGCAAACGACCACACCUAUGGCACCUCUAGAGGUCACUAUGUUUACAUUGAGACAUCAGCCCCUCGCCGUCCUAACGACACAGCCCGCCUCCUAUCCCCCAGCUAUACAGACCGAUCAGACAUGUGUGUUCAGUUCUACUACCAUAUGCUGGGGAAUGGAGUGGGAACACUCAAUGUCUAUGCAAAGGUGGGAUCCAGUUUAGGUAGUCCACUAUUCACCCUUAAGGGAAAUCAAGGAAAUAGCUGGACCCAGGGACAGAUGAGCGUACCCCAGAGUACAGCUUCCCAAGGAUAUAAGGUCGUGUUUGAAGGAAUAAGGGGAACUAACUACAGAGGAGACAUAGCCAUUGAUGAUGUGUCAUUCACAAAAGGAACUUGUACUACAGGAACCUGUGAUUUUGAAUCUGAUCUAUGCAGCUGGAAUAACCCAGCGAGUGGUGAUGAUUUUGAUUGGGUCAGAGAUCAGGGAGGUACUACGACCACGGGCACAGGACCGACAGCUGACCACACCCUGGGAACUCGACAAGGACAUUACAUAUACAUUGAGACUUCCGCCCCACGUCAGCCGGGAGACAUUGCCUGGCUAGUCAGUAACACCAUGCCUGCUACUACUGCUGGCUGUAUCAACUUCUGGUACAACAUGAAGGGAGCAGCUAUAGACACACUCACCGUGUACCUGAAAAUACCAGGUGGUGGAAAUCGGACCCUGUGGGUUCUGCAAGGUAACCAGGGUAAUCAGUGGCUAAACGGACAGGCCCCCAUCUCAUCCACACAGAACUAUAAGAUUGUAUUCGAGGGACGCAGAGGACGGAGUUACACAGGGGACAUAGCACUGGAUGACAUCAGCUUCUCCAACCAAAACUGUGGUUUGCAACCUUCUAAGGCCAGCCCACCCCAAGUGACAGGAACUACACCCAUGACUACAACUGUUGCCCCUAACAAUGGACCAUUUAACUGUCAAUUCACCGCUGGUCUGUGUGGAUGGACCCAGAGCACCACGGACGACUUUAACUGGACACGUAACAGAGGACCCACCGUCAGCUCUGGAACUGGACCUCCUAGUGACCACACCGGGGGGGGCUACUACAUUUAUACUGAGGCUAGCGCCCCAGCUAAGCCAGGACACAAGGCACAGCUUAUCAGUCCCAAUGUCCAGCCUCCAAGCCAGGGCCAAAUGUGUCUCAAAUUCUGGUACUACAUGUAUGGACGAAAUGUUGACAACCUGAAUGUAUAUGUACAGGCUGGUCUGGUGAUGCCCUCUCAACCAAUCUGGAAGAGAAGAGGAACACAGGGCAGACAAUGGAAUUUAGCCUCCGUGGACAUCAAUGCCAAGAGUGUCUUUAAUGUUAUUCUAGAGGGCACAAGAGGAGCUGGGUAUUUGGGUGAUAUUGCUGUUGAUGACAUUUCAAUAGCUAAUGGAACAUGUUCACAAGGAACAACUCCCUCCCCCACUACCGGACUCAGCAGCUGCACCUUUGAGGACAAUAAAUAUUGUGGCUUUGUACAGGACACGACAGACAGAUUUAACUGGCGGUGGGGCAGUGGUCGGUCCUCCUCCACUAACACAGGGCCCCUCAGUGACCACACCUAUAAAACAGCAGCUGGACAUUACAUGUUCACUCAAGGUUCCUCUCAGCCCCGGGGCCGUAAAGCUCGCCUGAUCAGCCCUAUCUACCUGGCUAAUGCUCAGCCAGUGUGUGUCAAGUUCUGGUACAACAUGUACGGGACCGGUGUAGGAACACUCAAUGUGUACAAGAAGGCCAGCGGUGUGUUAGGAAGACCUAUCUGGCAAUUGUCAGGGUCACAAAGUAGAGACUGGAGGGAAGCUUCUGUAACCAUUCCGUCUGGGUCAGCAUACAGAGUGGUGUUUGAGGUAGUGAAUGGAAACAGACGAGGGGACAUUGCUAUAGACGACUACUCCGUGACACCUGGAUCAUGUGGAAUCCGAGGAAACUGUAAUUUUGACAAUGGAUUUUGCACCUACACCAAUGAUCAUGCCUAUGAUACCUUUGACUGGACACUGGGUCAUGGGUCCACUGCCAGUACUAAUACUGGUCCCACAAACGACCACACCCAGGGAAAUUCUAAAGGUCAAUAUCUCUAUAUUGAGGCAUCAAGACCCAGGCGCCCAGGAGACAAAGCUACUCUCAACAGCGAGAUGCUGAGCUACACUGGCCACCAGUGUAUGACAUUCUGGUAUCACAUGCAUGGCACUAACAUUGGAAUGCUAAGAAUCUGGAUCCUCCCCAAUGGAACAGUGAAUCCCAUUCCAUUGUGGGAGCUACAGGGUGAACAAGGAACUCAGUGGAAACAAGGACAGAUCGCAUUGCCCAAACAGACUGGAACAUUUAUGAUGCUGAUUAAGGGAACUGUUGGUAAUGGAGUUUUUGGAGACAUUGCAAUCGAUGACAUUUCCUUUUCUUCAAAUGCUGGAUGUUCACGUAUGCCAAGCAAUGCAGUCCCCACGGUGACUCAGAAACCAACCACAGUGAGCACCACCCAGACUACCAGCACCACACCAUCAACCACCACCACCGCUGCCGCCACCACUGCCAAACCUACAGGAGGAAACAGCUUUGCCUGUGAUUUUACCUACGACUCUUGUGGGUGGACUCAGGACAAAUCGGACAAUUUUGAUUGGACAAGGAAGAAUGGAACAACAUCGUCAGUUAAUACUGGACCAAGUGGAGAUCACACAACAGGAAAGGGCUAUUACUAUUACGUGGAGGCCUCCGCCCCUCAGACCGCUGGUAUGAAGGCCCGCUUUGUAAGUCCUACCGUCCAGUUGUCCGCAGGAAGUCAAAAGUGUUUCACCUUCUACUACAGCAUGUACGGAGAUCAUGUUGACAAUUUGAACAUUUAUGUGAAAAAGGGGAGUGCACUAGGAUCAGCUGUUUGGACCAGAAAGGGUAACCAAGGAAGCCAGUGGAAGCAGGGUCAAGUCACCAUUAAUGGGCCUGGGCCCCUCAAAGUGGUCCUUGAAGGCACGAAAGGCACAGGUUAUAGAGGUGACAUUGGUAUUGACGAUGUCAACAUAACAACAGGAGCCUGCAGUGGGCAGAAUUUAAAUACCACAGCCAACCCAAACACCGCAACAACAAUUGCCCAGUUGAGCUGUAACUUUGAGUCUCAGUCUAUCUGUAACUACCACCAACUGCCCUCAGGGCUUCAGUGGAAGUGGCAGAAAGGUGGCACGCCAUCCGCCAACACUGGACCCUCAGCUGACCACACCACAGGGACCGCCACAGGUCAUUACAUGUAUAUUGAGGCCACUGGAGUAAGAAACCAAGUGGCUCAGUUGUAUUCCUUACAAGAGACACAAACUGGACCCGCCUGUAUAAGCUUCUGGUUCCAUAUGUAUGGACAGAAUAUUGGAACUCUGAAUGUCUACACCAGACAGGGAAAUAAUGGCAGUCCGGUGUGGAGCCGCCAACGAAAUCAGGGCAACAAAUGGAACCUGGCUCAAAUCUCCAUCAACCCCUCAAGUCCAUACACACUGGUGUUUGAAGCAAAGCAUGGUACUGGUUACCAAGGAGAUAUUGCGAUUGAUGACAUUGUAGCCAAACCAGGAAGAUGUGGAGACCCAGGCGCUUGCAGCUUUGAUCAGCGAAAUUUCUGCACUUGGCAGAAUGUCAGAGGAACGGAUGAUUUUGAUUGGUCGAUUCAUGGUGGGGGUACACCAUCAAGAGGUACUGGGCCCUCCUCAGAUCACACCCUCAGGAACAAUAAAGGACUAUACGCCUACAUAGAGACCAGUGCCCCGAGGAGACGAGGGCAGAAGGCUCAGCUGAUUAGUGCCUCCCAGGCCCCCACUGGAAUCUCCGGCAAGUGCUUCAAGUUCUGGUAUCACAUGUAUGGAAGAACCAUGGGAACACUGAACGUGUACUCCUCUAAAAAUGUCUCCUCUAACACCUUACUGUGGACUCUCAGUGGAAAUCAAGGAAACCGAUGGAACUCUGCUCAGUUAUCUGUUUCCAGUACCCAGAGCUUCAAUCUGAUCAUUGAGGGGAUAGUUGGUAGCUCUGUAUAUGGUGACAUAGCUAUAGAUGAUCUGUCUUUCUCUAACGGAGCCUGCGGAUUGUCCCCAGCAAAGGCUCGACCAAGUUCUGUCACCACGACAACAAUACCCCCCACUACUACUCGGCUUGUCACUGCAACCUCAACUGUGGGAGCUUUCAACUGUAACUUUGAGAGUAACUUGUGUGGUUGGACUCAAGGCAAGGGAAGGGACACUUUUGACUGGACCAGACAUAGAGGGGCAACUACGUCAACCAACACUGGCCCCCCAAGAGAUCACACCUCGGGAAGGGGCUACUAUGUAUACAUUGAGGCCUCAGCUCCCCGACGCCCUAAUGACACCGCCCAGCUGGUCAGCCCUGCUGUGUCAGCCUCUAGCAACCCCCGCUGUCUCACCUUCUGGUACUUUAUGUAUGGAGCCCAUGUUAACCGGCUGAAUGUGUACAUACCCGCUGGAGCUAAUUUAGGUACACCUAUCUGGACUCGGAGAGGAACACAGGGAAAUAGCUGGAAGCAGGCCCAAGUCACCAUCAACAAAAACAAACAGUUCAAUGUCAUCUUUGAGGGUGUACGUGGUACUGGUGUCUUUGGAGACAUAGCUGUAGAUGACAUUUCUCUGGCUUCAGGGGCCUGUGGAGGUUCUACAGCAGCUCCAGGGACCCUGCCUACCAAGUGUACCUUUGAGGAUGUCUACAUUUGUAACUACAUACAGGACCUGACCGAUAACUUUAACUGGACCCGCCAGGCUGGAUCCACCACUAGCAGUAACACAGGUCCCUCCGCUGACCACACCUAUGGUACACCCAACGGUCACUACAUGUACAUCGAGGCCUCGUCCCCUGUCCGACCCGGUCAGAAGGCCAGACUGUUAACUCCUGUGUAUCCCUCAGUCCAUCAGGAUCAGUGCUUACAGUUCUACUACCACAUGUAUGGAAGUCAGAUAGGCACACUCAAUGUUAAGUUGAUAUUACCUACAAACAAUGCUGUGGGAGCAAGCAUUUGGACCAAGUCUGGGAAUCAAGGAAACAAGUGGAAUGUUGCUCAAGUAACUCUGCAGAACAUCGCGAUAAACACACCCACCUAUCAGGUAGCCUUUGAGGGAGUAAGAGGAAGGGGAUACCUUAGUGACAUCGCUAUUGAUGAUGUUUCCAUUGUCAAUGGAUCGUGUCAAGCCCCAGGGAGCUGUGACUUUGAGAAAGGUUGCUGUACGUGGACAGAGGCUCAGUCUGGUGAUGACUUUGAUUGGAAACAGGGGUCAGGUCGUACAACCUCUUGGGGGACAGGCCCCAGCAACGACCACACCUUACAGAACACUAACGGUCACUAUUUGUACCUUGAGGCUUCUUCUCCAAGAACACAAGGAGACAAAUGUUGGUUGGUUAGUCCUCGGUUCUCAGCCAAUCAAAACAACUGCUUCCAAUUCUGGUACAACAUGAAUGGACGCAGCAUUGGUACACUCAAUGUGUACAUCCUGUAUCCUGACGCAGGCACCAAUAACACUGUGUGGUCGAUCAGCGGAGAUCAAGGAGACAAGUGGCUUCAAGGACAGGUGCCCAUCAGUGCAAGGACAACAUAUCAGGUUGUGGUGGAGGGAGUAAGGGGAAAUGGAUUUGCUGGAGACAUUGCUAUUGAUGAUGUUUCAUUCUCUUCAUCAACCUGUGGUAUCAGUCCACCAAGUGCGACCCCACCAGGAGGGAACAAUGUUACAACUACACCAGUUACCACCGUGGCCUCAACAACACCAGCUCAAGGUCAGCUUGACUGUGACUUCACUAAUGGACCGUGUUUUUGGACACAAGACAAAACGGACCAAUUUGAUUGGACAAGAAAGAGAGGCUCCACAGCCACUGUAAACACUGGACCACCGUCUGACCACACACAAAAAACAUCAGCUGGUUAUUACUACUACAUUGAGACAUCAGCUCCUCGUCGCCCCGGGGACAAGGCUCGCUUCAUCAGUCCUCAGAUCACACUCUCACAGCCAGACAGUAAAAAGUGUUUCUCCUUCUGGUAUUACAUGUACGGGGAUCACGUGGACCACCUCAAUGUCUAUAUGAACUCUGGUAACGGCCUAGGACAGCCGGUCUUCACAAAACAAGGAACGCAAGGACAAAAAUGGAUUCAAGCCUCCGUAACUCUGUCUCCAAAAGUUCCAUUCCAGAUGGUGAUUGAGGGAGUUGUUGGGAGAAGUUAUCGUGGUGAUAUUGCCAUUGAUGAUGUUACUAUGACAGAUGGAAUUUGCUCUUCUCAACCGAAUAGUCCUCUGAAUUGUAACUUUGAACAAGCUGACCUGUGUAAUUACCAGAACAUCCAUGACAACAACACAGAUGUAUUUGAUUGGUUCAAAGCCUCCGGUACCACAGGAUCACAGGGGACUGGACCCAGUAGCGACCACACAUACGGAACAGCUGCGGGUCAUUAUAUUUACAUUGAGGCCUCAGCCCCACGUAAACCAGGAGACAAUGCCAUGUUGACGUCUGGCAUAAACCGCUCUCCUACCUCUGAUCAGUGCUUUGAGUUCUGGUACAAUAUGUAUGGGGUGGAGACAGGAACACUAAAUCUGUACAUCAAAUAUGGCGGCACCCUGGGAAGCCCUGUCUGGACAAAACAAGGAGACCAGGGCCAGCGCUGGAUUCGUGGCCAGUUUGGGAUCAAGGCCAACAGUCAGCCGUUCAAUAUCGUGUUUGAAGGAAUUCGGGGACCUGGCUACAGAGGGGACAUAGCUCUAGACGACUUUAAAAUCAAAAAUGGACUCUGUAGCACAAUGAAUUCAGGUAACUGUGAUUUUGAGAUUGACAAGUGCAGCUGGUCGGAUGUACACUCAGGGGAUGAUUUUGAUUGGUUGUCUGGUAGUGGCUCCACCACUAGUGCCUCCACAGGACCAAGAAGUGACCACACCACGGGCAAUGCUACAGGCAAGUACCUGUUCAUUGAGACCUCAGCACCACGUAGUCCUGGAGAUAAAGCUAUCCUUCAGAGCGCCACCUUCCCUUCCACCACCGGACAAUGUAUGCAGUUCUGGUACAACAUGAAUGGGGCCACCAUAGGGUCCCUUUAUGUCAGUGUCCUAAGUCAGGGCUCCAGCACCCCCACAAAAAUCUGGGAACUGUCUGGUGCCCAGGGGAGUCAGUGGAAACAGGGCCAAGUUAAUAUUGUCAGUAACAGUCCGUACAAGCUACUGAUCACGGGAGUGAGAGGCAAUAGUUACACAGGAGACAUUGCUAUAGAUGACAUCUACUUUGACUUCUCUAUUCCCUGUACCCUGACCCCCCCUAAUGCCGACCCCUCAGGUUACACCACGACCAUGGCCACCACACAAGGAUUGUCAGUUACUGCCAUUCCAGCUGGCUUCCCUUGUAACUUUGACUCGGACACUUGUGGCUGGACCCAGGACAAGACAGAUAACUUUGACUGGAGACGCCAGAGAGGGACCACUGGUAGCCGAGGCACAGGUCCAACAACUGAUCACACCACAAAAAAUGGUUACUACAUGUACAUUGAGACAUCAGCCCCCCGUCGCCCUGGUGACAAAGCCCGCCUUAUUAGUCCCCCGAUCAAUGGUAACUAUGCCCAGUGUGUCAGCUUCUACUAUCACAUGUAUGGUCCUCAUGUCAAGGCUCUGAAUGUUUACCUGGCUAGUGGAAACUCCUCCCUGGGAACUCCAGUUUGGACCAGACAGGGAACACAAGCCAAUGCCUGGAGGCAGGGACAGUUACAGAUAUCAGGAGGCUCCCUUACUCAAGGAGUCACUAAUGUGGUCUUUGAGGGUGUUCGAGGCAUCAGUUAUCUUGGAGAUAUUGCUAUUGAUGAUGUCUCACUCACAGCUGGAAGUUGCUCACAAGUUACUCCAUCUCCAAGUCCUGGUUCCACAGUUUCAAUCAUUAACUGUAACUUUGAAAAUGCCAACAUCUGUAACUACACACAAGACACGACUGAUCGCUUCAACUGGACUCGUAAAACUAGAACCACUAACUCCAGGUUCACUGGACCAACAAAUGAUCACACCUAUGGCACAUCAGCAGGACAUUACAUGUACAUCGAGACCUCAGCUCCCCGUCGUAGAGGAGAUGCAGCCCGAUUGUGGACCCCCAAAUUUAACCCCAAGGCCGGUCAGUGUAUCUCCUUCUGGUACCACAUGUAUGGCAGGACCAUGGGCACACUCAAUGUGUAUGCUGCAGAUCAGACAUCAGCUAGCCCUGUCAUUGGCUCCCCGAUCUGGUCACUGUCUGGUAACCAAGGAAACGCCUGGAUGCAGGAAUACGUCAGCCUACCAACUCCCACAGUGGCCAGUGUUGUGUUUGAAGGAGUAGUAGGAAAUGGUUACCUGGGAGAUAUUGCUAUUGAUGAUGUCAAACUUGUGUCCAGCUGCCCAAAUCCAGGGGAUUGUAAUUUUGAGAACAGUUUCUGUGGCUGGAGGAACAGUAAGACAGACAACUAUGACUGGGUCCUGAUGAAGGGAAGCUACUCCGGGUCUUCUCCACAUCCAUCUGGGGAUCACACUUAUGGAAGAGGAAAUGGUACCUAUCUCUAUAUCAAUGGAGGCCUGACCCUCCCCAAGGGAAGUCUUGCCCAGAUUGUGUCCCCCACUCUAUCAGCCACAAGUUCUAGUGGGGCAUGUAUGAGUUUCUGGUACCUCAUAUCUGGAUCGAACACAGGAACAAUCAAUGCUUAUGUACAACAAGGUAACAAAACAACUGCCUUGUGGACUAUAACCUACUCUCGAACCUCUCAGUGGAGUCAGGGUCAGUUCCCCAUCAGCAGUAGUACCCCUUACAGAAUCAUCAUGGAGGGAGUAUUUGGGGCCACCAGAAGGGGAUUCAUGGUAGUUGAUGAUUUUACUGUCACCAGUGGAACUUGUAGAACAAACCCACCUGAUGCCAUGUCUGGUUCCACCCUGGCACCAUCUCAGACUACCGCCACCACCACACCAGGGCCCACACAAGUGCCCUCUCAGUGGGACUGUACCUUUGAGUCAGGGUUGUGUUCCUGGACUCAGGCUAAGGACGACCAAUUUGAUUGGACGAGAGGUAGAGGAAGUACGGGAACGGCCGGCACUGGGCCCUCCAAUGACCACACAACAGGAAAUGGUUAUUAUGUUUACAUUGAAACAUCCCUACCUCGUCAUGUCAAUGACACAGCCAGACUGAUCAGUCAACCAAUCAACCAGAACUCCACCAUGUGUCUGAACUUCUGGUACCACAUGUACGGUACCCACAUACGAACCCUCAAUGUCUACCUGAAGUCAGGUGGUUCCCUGGGAACCGCUGUGUGGAGUCGGACCGGGACCCGUAGCAAUCAGUGGUACUCAGCCUCGGUGGACGUACAGGGCUCCUCGUCCUAUCAGAUCGUGUUUGAGGGAGUGAGGGGGACCAGCUACAGAGGAGAUAUUGCUCUAGAUGACAUCACUGUAUCGAUGGGAUCAUGUUCUGGAACCACCUCUGCUGGUUUGUGUACAUUUGAGGACAGAACUUACUGCGGCUACAGACAAGACAGUGCUGAUGACUUCCAGUGGACGUGGACCAGUAGACGUACAGCUUCUAGUGGCACCGGGCCCACUAAUGACCACACUUAUGGAACCUCCUCAGGGCACUACUUUUACACUGAGUCGUCCAGCCCCAGAAGACCCAGACAGAAGGCCCGUCUUAUCAGCUCAGAUAAUCCAGCUACCCCCGGCUCCUGUGUCAGUUUCUGGUACCACAUGUAUGGAAACACCAUGGGAACACUCAACGUGUACGCCAGGUCUGGUAAUGUGCUGGGUAACACCAUCUGGACCAAAACAGGAAACCAGGGAAAUAAAUGGUUAAAAGCACAGGUCUCUGUCAUACAACAGGCAACAUGGCAGGUUGUUUUUGAGGGCAUCAUAGGAAAUGGUUACCAGAGCGACAUAGCCAUUGAUGAUGUCCAGGUUUCCAGUGGAUCCUGUGGAAACCCAGGGGACUGUAACUUUGAAAAGGACACUUGCACUUGGAGAAACACAAACCAAGGAGAUAAUUUUGAUUGGCUGAGAAAACAGGGCCAGACCACUAGCCAGUUCACAGGGCCACAGAAUGAUCACACCCAACAAAACAACCAAGGGUACUACAUGUUCAUUGAGACCUCCAAUCCCCGAGUAGCAGGGGACAAAGCCUGGUUGGUGAGCCCUCAGUUUAACCCCUCCUCUGCUGGAUGUAUGUCAUUCUGGUACCACAUGUUUGGCAAUGGGGUCGGAAGUCUGAAUGUGUAUGUAAAUGGCAGUAACAAUGUUUUGUCCUGGACUUUGUCUGGUAACCAAGGCAAUCAGUGGAAUCAAGGACAGCUGCCUAUUCCCAAACAGACCAGCCCCUAUACGGUUGUAAUAGAAGGAGUUCGAGGGACCAACUACAGAGGAGACAUUGCAAUAGAUGACAUCACCUUUACAAACACAUUAUGUGGAGUAAUCCCAUCACAAGCUGGCAAUACUACCAGUACUACUGCAGCUCCUGCUACAACGACCCCUCCACCAUUCGUGUCUCAGUCUCAGUAUGAUUGUGAUUUUGAGACUAACCUGUGUACCUGGCAACAAGACAAGACUGAUGUAUUUGACUGGACGAGAGCUCAGGGACCCACAGGUUCCGUCAACACCGGACCAACCAAUGACCACACAAAACAGAAUGCACAAGGAUGGUAUGUUUUCAUUGAGUCGUCCUCCCCUCGACGCCUGAAUGACAGCGCUCGACUUUUGUCAGCUUCUGUACCUGCCAACAACCAGUACUGUCUACAGUUCUACUACCACAUGUAUGGAGCCAACAUCAACAGCCUCAAUGUUUACCUCAAGAAAAAUGGACAACUGGGAAAUGCAGUUUGGACCAAGCAUGGAACACAAGGAAACAAAUGGAAUAAGGGACAGCUCCCGAUACCAGCUCAGACAACUUCAUUCAACAUCGCUUUUGAGGCUCUGGUGGGAACAGGAUACCGUGGAGACAUUGGACUUGAUGACAUCAAAUUAAUCACAGGAGCUUGUUCUUCAGCAGGUGGAAUCCAGUGUUCCUUUGAAAGCCCCAGCCUGUGUGGCUGGACCCAGGACAAAACUGACCAAUUUGAUUGGACGCCAAAAGCAGGUCACACUACCUCUACUGGUACAGGACCCUCAGCUGACCACACCACAGGAACUGCCACUGGUAAAUAUAUCUACAUUGAGACCAGCGCUCCCCGUCGUCGUGGAGACAAGGCCCGUAUUCUCAGCCCCGCGGUGGCUGGAGGGUCCGCCACAUGCUUCCAGUUCUACUACCACAUGUAUGGACCACACAUUGGAACUCUGAACGUGUUUGUUAAGUCCACUGCUCUCAACGGAACGCAGGUCGUCUGGACAAAAUCUCUGAACCAAGGCAACAAGUGGGUCUUUGGUGAGGUGACCAUUGACCAGGCCUUCACCAAUUACCAGGUUGGCUUUGAGGGAAUAGUUGGUAGAGGAUAUGCUGGAGACAUUGCUGUUGAUGAUGUUAAAACUCUACCACAACCCUGUGGCAGCUCUCAAGGAUCUUGUGACUUUGAGGGAACUUGUUCUUGGACAAAUGCACAGACAGGAGAUCAAUUUGAUUGGCUGAAAGGUCAAGGGGGAACAACAAGUCAACAAACUGGACCAAGCAAUGACCACACACUUGGAAACUCGAAAGGACACUACCUGUUUAUUGAGUCCUCGGCCCCACGCAGACCAAACGACAAAGCCCGACUGGUCAGUCCAGUAUUCCAGGCUACAGCCACCAAGUGUCUUAACUUUUGGUACAGUAUGUAUGGGUCAGAUAUUGGUCACCUGCGAGUGUUCCUUCAGCUCCAGAAUGGUACAUCAUACAGAAUCUGGGACCUGUAUGGAGACCAGGGCUCACAGAACUGGAGGCAAGGAAAAGUGGCUUUCUACAGUCCAACACCAUACACUUUGAUAAUUGAAGGACAAAGAGGAAAUGGCUAUAAAGGAGACAUAGCUAUUGAUGAUAUUUCUAUUACUGACUCAAACUGUCCCAUAACACCACCCGCAGCAUCUACUCCACAAUCCUUUACUCAGGCGCCGGUCUCAACAACAGUUGCUACCACUCCAGCAGCAUCAGCGUCGCCAUUUGACUGUAAUUUUGAGAGUGGAAUCUGCUCCUACAAUCAAGAUAAAACUGACCGGUUUGAUUGGACCAGAGCGAACGGACCAACGGGAACAGUGAACACGGGUCCCUCAACUGACCACACCUUCGGGAAUGCUACUGGACACUAUAUGUUUAUUGAGGCGUCCAGUCCAAGGCGGCCAAAUGACACCGCUCGUCUGAUUUCUCAAACUGUGACCAGGACCACUGGAGCGUGUCUGCGGUUCUGGUACCACAUGUAUGGAACACACAUCAACACUCUAAAUGUCUACACCAAGACUGGUGGUCAACUUGGAAGCCCAAUCUGGAGCCACACUGGAACGCUUGGAAACAAGUGGAAUCAGGCUGUAGUGAAGAUAGCCAGUAACCUGAACUUCCAGCUGGUGUUUGAGGGAGUCCGGGGUACCAGUUACCGUGGUGAUAUAGCCAUUGAUGACAUCACAUACUCCUAUCAGCCCUGCCCAACAGGAACAGGUUACAGUUGUAACUUUGAGGAUACAAAGAUUUGUGGCUUCACCAAUGUGCGUGGUAAUGACACGUUUGAUUGGACCAGAUAUGCAGGAAGAACAGGCAGCUCUUUCACAGGACCACUCAGUGACCAUACCUAUGGAACAGCAAGAGGCCACUAUAUGUACACUGAGUCUAGUGCCCCUCGUCGCCGUGGAGACAAAGCGUGGCUGGUCAGUCCAGGGUAUCCCACCACCAUAGGAUCCUGUCUCAACUUCUACUACCACAUGUAUGGCAGCAACAUUGGAACGCUCAAUGUGUAUCUAAAGACUGAUUCUGGUUCCCAAAAGCUUUGGAGUAAAAAUGGUAACCAAGGUAACAAGUGGUUGCUAGCGCAGACAACCAUCCAGUCGCCAAGCAGCAAUUACUCGAUUACUUUUGAAGGAAUCAUAGGAAACGGUUACCGAGGAGACAUUGCUAUUGAUGAUAUGUCUGUUGUCCCGGGAACAUGUACACUACCAGGAAACUGUGACUUUGAGGGGAAGACAUUCUGUACCUGGGUAAAUUUACACAACGAUGAUUUUGAUUGGUUGGUGGGAAGUGGUAAUACGGCCAGUGCUCUGACUGGACCCACUCAGGAUCACACCCACAAUCAGGACACCUCUGGUCACUAUGCUUUCAUUGAGGCCAGUGCUCCCCGAGUACCAGGGCAUGUAGCACGCCUCCAAAGCUCGACGUUCCAGGCCAGCUCUGCUCGAUGCCUUCACUUCUGGUACCACAUGUUUGGUUCCGGUAUCGGUACGCUGAAUGUCUAUGUUGUCACAGCCAAUGGUAACAAGACGGUGUGGUCGCUGUCUGGAGAUCAGACCAAUCAUUGGUAUUCUGCCCAGGUGGCUGUAACCAGUAACGUACAAUACAAUGUUAUAUUUGAGGGGAUCCGGGGAUCUUCGUACCAAGGAGACUUGGCUAUAGAUGAUAUUACCUUCACCAGCGACAACUGUGCUUUACAACCCACCAAAGCUGAUCCAACAAAACAGAGCACCACUCCACAACCAGUGACCACCACCACACCUGCAGUGAUUACACCAGCUCCAACUGUAUAUGAUUGUAACUUUGACAAAGACCUGUGUAAGUGGACUCAGAUUGUUACUGGGGACCAGUUUAACUGGACUCGGGCUCAGGGUCCCACUGGCUCUGCACUCACAGGACCCACUAAUGACCACACAACUGGCAAUCGUACUGGCUGGUACCUGUUCAUUGAGGCCUCUGCUCCCCGACGACCAGGUGACAAAGCACAACUGGCCAGUCCCUUGAUCUCAGAUGGUCAGUCUCGCUGUCUGAGUUUCUGGUACCACAUGUAUGGCACCCACGUCAACACACUGAAUGUCUACGUCCAGAGUGGGUCUCCAGCCUUAGGCUCUCCUGUGUGGACAAAGAAAGGAACUCAGGGAAAUAGAUGGAUCAAGGCCAAGGUCACCAUAACACCCACCAUGGCGUACCAGGUCAUCUUUGAAGGGGUCAGGGGAAUCAGUUACCGUGGAGAUAUUGCCAUUGAUGAUGUCAGACUGUCCCUGGGACCUUGUCAAAAUAUUGGAGUUGACCCAAUGGCUUGUAAUUUUGAGACAAGCUCUGUCUGUGCCUAUCUUCUGAAGUUACCCACAGAGAGAUUCACUUGGACUUGGCAUGCUGGGGCCACAGCUUCUGCAGGGACUGGCCCUAAGGCCGACCACACACUGGGGACCUCCAGUGGGCACUAUGUCUUCAUGGAAUCCUCUGCCCCUAUGGCCCCCAACAACACUGCCCACCUUAUCAGUCCCCAGUACACUCCCCAAAAUCCUGGAUCCCCCAUCUGUUUGACCUUCUACUACCAAAUGUAUGGACAGAAUGUUGGAGCUCUGAAUCUUUAUCUGACCAAUGGUGGCACCUCUCCUGGAAGUCAACCAAUCUGGAGCCGGAACUUCAACCAAGGACAACCUUGGCACCAAGGACAAGUGACACUCAAUCCAGCGGGAACAUAUAGGGUAAUAUUUGAAGGAGUAAGAGGAAAUGGAUACAGGGGAGACAUAGCUAUUGAUGACAUCUCUAGUUCACCAGGAGCUUGCCAAGUUCUAGGUGCCUGUGACUUUGAAUCAACCUGUAGCUGGUCCAACACUCAAGUGAAUGACAACUUUGACUGGCUGGUAUCUAGUGGUAGGACCACCAGUGGAUUUACUGGUCCUCCGUUUGACCACACUUUCCAGAACUCCUCAGGACACUACAUUUUCAUUGAGACAAGUGCCCCGAGAGUUCAAGGAGACAAAGCUAGAUAUGUCAGUCAGGCCUUCCCUGCCCAAACUAAUGCUGCCUGUCUGAGUUUUUACUUCUACAUGUACGGAGCAGACAUUGAGUCACUUAGUGUGUACGUCCUAACCAACACCACCUCGGAUUCCACGACCAGUGAAGCACGACUGUGGCAGCUGAAUGGACAGAGCGGAAACUCGUGGCAGCAGGGUCAGAUGAAUAUUCCCAGUCAGUACUCCAGUAAACCCUUCCAGCUGAUGUUUGAAGGCGUGCGAGGGAAGGGCUACCGAGGGGAUAUAGCCGUGGAUGACAUCACAGUGGAUCUGACGUCAGGCUGUAUAACUACUCCAGACAUUGCAGUAGUGGGAUAUGAUGUUGCAUGUAAUUUUGACUACAAUGGCAUCUGUAACUGGAAACAGAGUACAACUGAUACAUUUAAUUGGUCACUUAACAAUGGCACCACCCCAAGCCAGGGAACUGGGCCCUUAACAGACCACACCCAGAAUUUGGAUCCAAAUGGUGGAAGUACAGUUGGAAACUACCUUUACAUAGAGGCCUCUGGUCGUAAAUACUCAGACAAUGCAGUUCUCCUCUCCCCCAUCAUUCCCCCCACUGGCCUCUCUGGCUACUGCUUUUCAUUCUGGUACCACAUGUUUGGACCACAGAUAGGGGUUCUCAGUGUCUACAGCAUGAUAGGGGGCAAGAAGAUCCUGCAGUUCACCAAAGGAGGGACCCAGGGCAACCAGUGGAAACAAGCACUGAUAAAUGUCAACAGCACAACAGACUUCCAGCUGAUGAUCCAGGCAUUUGUUGGUAAUGGCUGGGCGGGAGACACAGCAAUAGAUGACAUUCAGUUUGACAAUAAACCCUGUCAAAGUGUCGACACCUCAACUCAUUGUGACUUUGAAAAUGAUACUUGUGGAUGGAUGCAGGACACAUCGGAUGAUUUUGAUUGGCUGAGACACUCCAACAAAACAGGUAGUUUCGGCACAGGGCCAGUAGGGGAUCACACUACAGGAGCAAGCACAGGCUAUUACAUGUAUAUUGAGGCCUCUCCACCAAGGACAAGUGGACAAAAAGCUCGCUUUGUGAGUCCUGUGCUCCCGAGCUCCAAUGGAGAAUGUCUGACAUUCUAUUACAACAUGAAUGGUAGGACCAUGGGGACACUCAAUGUGUACACACAGACUUCAGGGUCACUGGGCAGCCCAGUGUGGACAAAGUCCAGGAACCAGGGAAGUAAAUGGCUGAUUGCUCAGGUCACUCUGACCAGCUCCAGCCAAUUCCAGGUUGUGUUUGAGGGAGUUAUUGGCUCCUCCUACUUAAGUGACAUUGCCAUUGAUGACGUUUCCAUCGUUCCUGGUGCUUGCCCCGCCCCAGGCUCCUGUAAUUUUGAACAAGGCUUGUGUGGCUACUCUAAUGUCCAGGGAGAUGAAUUUGAUUGGACAAGAACCAAGGGACUGUCCCCCUCCUUUUACACUGGCCCUACUGUAGACCACACCACAAACUCUGGCUCUGGGUACUACAUGUUUAUUGAGAGCAGUAAUCCUCAGAAGCUGGGAGACAGAGCCUGGCUGAAGAGUUCCUCUCUGUCCCCCACCACGGGAAAAUGUCUGCAGUUCUGGUACAGCAUGUAUGGCAGUGGAAUUGGAACCCUUAACAUAUACUUAGUUUCUGGAUCAGCCAAUCGGACAAUAUUCACAGCCUCAGGUAACAAGGGCAAAGGUUGGUUCCAAGGUCAGGCCACCAUAACGACGAACUCUGCUUACAACAUUGUGUUUGAGGGAGUCCGGGGAACUGAUUACCAUGGAGACAUUGCCCUGGAUGAUAUCAACUUAUUGGACGGAACCUGCAAUCUACAGCCUAACACUACAACCGUGUCCACUCCACCCACCCCUGGACCUACUGCAGCUCCUCUGUUGACUUGUAACUUUGAGAGAGACCUUUGUAACUGGCAACAAGACAAAACAGAAAACCUGGACUGGACCAGAGACUCAGGGGGUACAGCAUCCAGUGGAACAGGGCCCUCGUUUGAUCACACAACAGGUGGAAAGAGUGGCUACUACAUCUACACAGAAGCCAGUGUAAAUAACAACAAGACAGCUCGUUUGUUGAGUCCUCCUCUGUCUGUUUCCACGACGGUCUGUGUGAACUUCUGGUACCACAUGUACGGGGCUAAUAUCAACAGGAUUAACCUGAGACUGAAGCAUGCUGGGACGCUCGGCCAGCCACUGUGGACAAAGAUCGGAAAUCAGGGAAAUCAAUGGUUUAAUGCUAAAGUAGAUGUACUACCUCAGAAUGGAGACUUGGUUGUGUUUGAAGGCAUCACAGGACGUGGUUACCAAGGAGACAUGGCACUGGACGACAUCUCUGUUCUCAAUGGACCCUGCAACAACGCUCUCUCAACCUCCUGUGACUUUGAGGAUGCCAACAUUUGUAACUACCAACAGGAUCCUACGGACAAUUUUGAUUGGACUAGACAGGCAGGAAGAACCGGCUCCACUGGAACAGGGCCAUCCAGCGAUCAUACUUACGGGACCAUAGCUGGCCACUACAUGUUUACCGAGUCCUCAGCACCCCGAGUACAGGGAGACAAGGCUCGACUUCUGAGUCCCCAGUACCCCGCCACUAAUGGCCAGUGUCUGACCUUCUGGUACCAUAUGUACGGACUCUCCAUAGGAACCCUCAAUGUCUACACUAGCUCCUACAACAAACUUAGUGCCCCUCUCUUUACACUGUCUGGUGACCAGGGCAACCAGUGGCGCCAAUCUCAGAUAACAAUACAAGUACAGGGAGCAUACAAGAUUGUGUUUGAAGGAGUCAGAGGAAGUGGUUAUAAAGGAGACAUAUCCAUUGAUGACAUCAAACUGACCCCAGGAGCUUGUCAAGGAUUGGCUAGUUGUGACUUUGAAUCUGACCUCUGUGGCUGGAACCAGAGACGAGAUGACAAAUUUGAUUGGAUAAGACGUUCAGGCCACACCCCUUCAUUACUGACUGGUCCAGGAGUUGAUCACACCAUAGGAUCUUCAUCAGGUUUCUACAUGUAUAUUGAGUCCAGUUCACCCAGAAAGGCAGGAGACAAUGCGAUCCUCUCCUCCCAGAUCAUUCCUGUGGCCCCCUACUGCUUCAGGUUCUGGUAUUACAUGUAUGGAGCCAAUGUGGGUAGCCUCAAUAUCUCUCAGGUCAUGUCUGGAACCCCUACCUACAAAAAUCAGGUGUGGAGUAUCAGCGGGAACCAAGGCGCCCAGUGGAAGCAGGGCAACGUCAGCAUGAGUAAUGCUUAUGCACCUUUCUAUAUCUAUGUAGAGGCUGAUAUUGGUGAUGGUAACCAAGGUGAUAUAGCAGUGGAUGAUUUCAUUCUAGACAAUUUCGAAUGCUCUGCAGAGCCUAACACAAAUGGCAGCUACUCAUGUAAAGAUCCUCUGAACACAAAGAUUCCACAAUCCAAAGUCUGUAACUUCAUCAGGGACUGUUCCAAUGCUGCAGAUGAAUCAAAUUGUGGUGCCUGUGACUUUGAGCAGGACCUCUGUUCUUGGGUAGCCUCAGGGACAGGGUCAUUUGGCUGGAGCCGAGGGGGAAACCAGACUGCCACAGCAAAUACUGGACCCAGAUAUGACCACACCAUUGGAAAUUCUGCAGGACAUUAUCUGUACAUUGAUGCCAGUCUGGGGUCCUUUACAAGUCAGGCCGAGCUUAUUGGACCCACACUACAUGCCUGUAGCUCCACCUGCCAAUUCCAGAUGUGGUACAACAUGUAUGGCACAGGUAUAGGUAAAUUACGUGUUCUGAUAAGAGAAGGCAACAGAGACACAGAGAUUUGGAGACUUCAAGGUAACCAGGGACGAAACUGGAAGAAAGCAACCAUUGACAUUGGACGUGUGGAUAGAGCAUUCACGCUUGUGAUACAAGCCACACGAACUUACAGUGUCCAGGGAGACAUUGCCAUCGAUGACCUUCAACUCAUCAACUGCAAUUAUCCAGCCCCCCAGGCGUCCUGUCCCUCCCCCUACCAGUUCCACUGUAAAGUCAACAAAGGAUGUAUAGCCAACAACCAGAGGUGUGACUUCAACGACGACUGUGGAGAUGGCUCAGAUGAAGAUCCCGCUACGUGCUCAAACUACCCUGCCUCCUGUAACUUUGAGAGCAGCCUCUGUAGUUGGAUGCAGGAUAAAACGGACAAAUUUGACUGGAUUAGAGCAAACGGUCACACCGCCACCUACGGAACAGGUCCCUCCAGAGAUCACACUCGGGGUACAGCCUCGGGCUAUUACAUGUUUAUUGAGUCCUCAGCACCACGAAGACGAGGAGACAUGGCCCGUCUUAUAAGUCCCCUGUUUAAGGCUGUUCCUCCCAAUAAUAAUCCAAACAUCUGUGCUAUUCGAUUCUUCUACCAUAUGUUUGGUCGAGGCAUUGGUUCACUGAAUGUCUACACCAGAGAAACUGUGACAGGACCAAAGAACAAAAUAUGGUCAAAAUCCGGAAAUGUUGGGGACUUCUAUGAAAGAGUUGAUCUUGUAAUCAAUGAGACCAAACCAUUCCAGGUUGUGAUUGAGGGAGUUGUUGGCAGUUAUUUGGGAGACAUUGGAAUUGAUGAUGUUUCUAUGACACCAGGCUGUAUUCUGAUGAAUGGAGUGAACACCCUCCCCUCUGGGUCUCCUCCCCCUGUAACCACACCUAACCCCUGCGGUAAUAAUAGUUUUGCCUGUACCUCGGGAGCCUGCAUCCCGUCCUCCCAGGUCUGUGACUUCACACCUCAGUGUUCUGAUGGAUCGGAUGAGGCCAAGUGUGGUACAUGUACCUUUGAGAAUGGUCAGUGUGGCUGGACCGAUGUCAGCAGUGGACGCUAUAACUGGCACAUCUUCCAGGGGUCCUCCCCCGGUACAGGUGGACCCAAGACUGACCACACCAAUGGCACUGCCGCCGGUCACUACAUGCUGGUAGAGGGAGCCUCGGGAGUGUUCUACAGCCGGGCCCGCAUGGAGACACCACCUCUUGGAGCCACAGGACCUAGCUGUCAUGUGACCUUCUACUACCACAUGUUUGGACUUGGAGCAGGAAACAUUCGUGUUUUGGUUGUCAACACCAAGAAUCCAACUGAUAAGACCUACAUUUUCUCACAAAGUAACAACAUGGGAAAUGGCUGGCAGCUGGGAAGAGCAGAUAUUGGUCAACUUCCUGCAGGAUAUAAGGUUCAAAUUGAAGCCAGUCCGACUAAAUCAUUUGCACCAAAUUCUGGUAUACCUAACUCUGACAUGGCCAUUGAUGAUGUGGUUUUCCAGCAAUGUAAUCCGGUCACCAUCUUCAAUGCAUCAACCAACGCUCUGAAUUGUACAUUUGAGUCUGGAUGGUGUGGAUACACACAGGACCAGAAGGAUGAUUUUGAUUGGACGAGAACUAACAUCAGUUCCCCCACUGUAGGAACAGGGCCUGAUCGGGACCAUACGUCAGGAAAAGGAUUCUACAUCUACAUGGAGACCUCAGCCCCUCGCCGCCCGGGUCAAAGGGCAGUUAUCUCGUCAGGUAUAAACAAAGCCACGCCUCUCACUGGAAUGUGUCUGAGAUUCUGGUACCACAUGUUUGGAGCUCACGUCAACACGCUGAAUGUCUACCAGCAAACUCCCAGUGGGAACCAAUCUCUGAUCUGGACUCGAUCUGGAACCCAGGGAAAUGUCUGGAAACAGGGUCUACAAACUGUCAAGAGCUCUCAGCCAUACGAGAUUGUUUUUGAGGGGGUUGUAGGAAGUAGCUGGCAAGGAGACAUAGCAUUAGACGACAUCAGUGUUGUCACUGGACCUUGCCCCCCUAAACGAACCUGUGACUUUGAGGCUGGAUUCUGUGAUUGGACACAGGACUUCAAUGAUCAAUUUGAUUGGACGAGACAGAGAAAUGGUACGCUGUCUAGAUUUACAGGCCCUCCUUAUGAUCACACCACAGAGAGCCAGUAUGGAUACUUUAUCUACAUUGAGUCCUCUGCCCCCAGGAGACAGGGGGAUGCUGCCAGAAUUGUCAGUGGUGUUUUCCCUCCCACCCCCAAUGGAGACUGUCUACAGUUCUGGUACUACAUGCAGGGUAACAACACAGGGAAGCUGAAUGUCUAUCUCCGUCCUAACGACGGUUCCUCCGACCGACUGCUGUUCCAGAGGGUGGGGAACCAGGCAGUAGAACUCUGGCUCUACCAGUCUCAGACCAUCUAUUCCAAUUCUGUGUACCAGAUUGUGUUUGAGGGAGUUAUAGGUAACGGGUACAUGGGAGACACUGCUCUGGACGACAUCAAGAUUCUGCCGGGUAAAUGCUCCCCACCUGGCUACUGUGACUUUGAGACUGACACCUGUGGGUACAGUAACACACGAGCAGGAGAUGAUUUUGAUUGGCUGAGAAGUGCCGGUGCCACCCUGACAGCUAACACUGGUCCCACUGUAGAUCACACAACAGGCUCAGAUAGGGGAUUCUACAUGUUCAUUGAGACAACUGGUAGAAAUCGUGGCCAGAGAGCCUGGUUCUACAGUCAGUAUUUCCCACCAACCACCAGUUCCUGUAUCAGCUUCUGGUAUAACAUGAACGGACCAAAUGUGGGUGCCCUUCGUCUGUACAAGCCAGACCCCACCAGGACAGUAAUGUUAUGGAAUGCCACAGGGAACCACCAGAAUAUCUGGCUACACGCCAAUGUCGAUGUCAAAAGCUCCACAUGGUUCCAGAUCACUUUUGAUGGAGAAGUUGGAAAUGGCUUUGCUGGAGACAUUGCUAUUGAUGAUGUUUCAAUCCUGAAUGGAACAUGUGCAUCACAAACCACUGCCAUGACAACACCAAUGAUAGCAUCUACUGUGUCCUAUCCUCCCUCUAUGUAUGACUGUACAUUUGAUGGCCCCCACCCCUGCCAGUGGACCCAGGAACAUAAUUCUGACAUAUUUGAUUGGACGACUCAUUCUGGGGGAACCUCCUCGGGUUUUACUGGUCCCAAGUCUGACCACACUCUGCAGAACAAUCAGGGUCAUUACAUUUAUAUUGAGACCAGUUCCAGACAUCCCAAUGACACUGCCCAGUAUGUGAGUCCACAGAUGUCUGUAGACAAUACCGGAUCCUGUGUCAAGUUCUGGUACAAUAUGUAUGGAUCAGACAUCAACAGACUCAAUGUGUAUGCCAAAUUAAAUGGUAAUCUGGGAACACCCGUUUGGACAAAGAUUGGAGAUCAAGGACCGCAGUGGAAGUUUGCCUCAGUCUUCAUCAACUCAGCUGUGCUGAAUCCUCCCAAUCCAUCAACCAUAAAUGUGGUAUUUGAGGGCGUGGUAGGAAAAGGUUACAAAGGAGACAUUGCAGUAGAUGAUAUUUUUGUCAACACAGGAGCUUGCCCACCAUCUGAUACAUGUGACUUUGAAAACAGUGAUUUGUGUGGAUAUAAACAAGAUAAAACCGAUGAUUUUGAUUGGACAAGAAAUACUGGUGGAACUGGAUCAAGAGGCACAGGGCCCAGUUCAGAUCACACUUAUGGAACAAAUGAUGGUCAUUAUAUGUACAUUGAGACCUCGGCCCCCCGACUUCCCGGUCAGAAGGCCCGCCUCCUCUCCCCCACCUAUCCCCCCACCACUGGACGCUGUAUGACCUUCUUCUAUCACAUGUAUGGUGCAGUAGGAACCCUCAAUGUUAGACUCUUCUCCCAGGGAACUCUACAACCUGCCAUCUGGACCAGGUCACGCAAUCAGUACAACAUGUGGAGAAUUGGGCAGGUUACGCUCAACAGCAAUUCCCCCUAUCAGGUUACAUUUGAGGGAAUCAGAGGAAGGUCCUACUUGGGAGACAUAGCCAUUGAUGACAUCAGCAUCAAAGAUGGAGCCUGUCCAGCACCAGGAAGCUGUAACUUUGAGACUGACUUCUGCACCUGGACCAACACAAUGACAGGAGAUGAUUUUGAUUGGUUGAGAAACAAAGGAGCCACUGGUAGCUCCAGAACUGGCCCUUCUGUUGACCACACUGUAGGAAAUGCUAAUGGAUACUAUGCCUACAUUGAAGCCUCCGCUCCAAGAAAGCCAGGUGACAAAGCAGUUUUACAGUCCACCACCCUGAGUGCCACCACUGCUAGCUGUUUCUCCUUCUGGUACUUCAUGUAUGGAGCACAAGUGGGGUCUCUCAGCCUCAGAAAGGAAUUUUUAGGCUCCACCCAGUACGGCACUGCCAUCCCUCUUUGGUCGAUGACCGGCAACACUGGACAGAAGUGGAUCAAAGCCAGUGUCAACAUUACCAGUCGAGUGGAGUACAUCCUGACCUUCACAGGGGUCGAGGGUCAAGGGUUCACUGGAGACAUUGCCAUUGAUGACAUCAGCCUGACAUCUGGAGUCUGCUCUGGAUCAGCUGGACAGAUAUCCUUCAGUUGUGGGGAUGGAACCACCUACACACAGAGUCAGCAGUGUGAUUUCAACAGGGAUUGCACCAACGGAGCAGACGAGAAGAACUGUGGCAAUUGUACAUUUGAUGGAAGCUCAGGACUUUGUGGCUGGUUUGAUAACAGUGCUGGCUCAUUCCGCUGGGAAAGACACAACAAUGGUACAGAGACUGCUAACACAGGACCCUCAAAUGACCAUACCUACGGAGAUGCUACCCAUUAUUACAUGUAUGUAGAUGCCAGCUAUGGAGUUUCCAACUCAAGAGCUGCCUUGAGAGGGCCCACUCUCCAACAAGCCGCUGACACCUGUCAGAUGACAUUUUACUAUCAUAUGUAUGGCACUCGCAUUGGUCGAUUGUACGUCUAUGUGGUCACAGGAGGAGCACCCACACUCCUAGCUAACAUUUAUGGAAAUCAUGGCAACCAGUGGAACAAGUACACUGUCAACAUUGGUCGUAGAACUGCUCCCUUCAACGUUGAGUUCCGAGCCUAUCGCAGCUACACUGUGAUUGGGGACAUAGGAAUUGAUGAUGUGUCUUUUGUGAAUUGUGGACUUCCUCCAGUACAGAGUUCUUGUCCUUCCACCCAGUUCACGUGUCAGCGUGGAUCGUGUGUGGAUAUGUCCCGAGUCUGUGAUUACACUGACGACUGUGGAGACAACUCUGAUGAAACCGGACCAAAUGCUCACUGUGACCAACUCCCAGCUCGAUGCGACUUCUCCACUUCCCUUUGUGACUGGGUACAAGAUAGAGGAGAUAAAUUUGACUGGAGCCGAAGGAAUUCUCCCACUCCAUCAACAGCCACUGGGCCUACAAGAGACCACACCACUGGACUCAGAACUGGAGGGUUCAUCUACAUAGAGUCCUCCAGACCCAGGAGACGAGGUGAUAAUGCUGUACUUCUCAGUAGUAUGUACAACACAGCACAAACCCAGGACCAAUGUAAAGUUACUUUCUAUUACAACAUGAAUGGCCGUACCAUGGGAACUCUGAAUGUGUACACAAUGGACACCAACAACCAUCUCAGUAAAGUGUUCACUGUUUCUGGAAAUCGUGGAGAUAUUUGGGUCAAGACCACAGUCAAUCUCGUCAGUCCAUACCCAUUCCAGGUUCUUCUAGAAGGAGUGGUAGGAAGUGGGUACUAUAGUGAUAUUGCUAUAGAUGACACUGUCUUCAGUAAAGGAUGCAAGAAACUGAAUCAGACUUUUGCCACUGCCAUUACAAUCCCUCCAACUGCUCCAACAGCCAACCCUUGUGGAAGUGGACAGUUCUCAUGUGCUGACAGGUCUACCUGUAUCCCAGCACAGAAGGUGUGUGACUGGAAUGUCGACUGCACAGAUGGAUCGGAUGAAGCCACUUGUGGACCCUGUAACUUUGAGAAUGGAUUGUGUGGAUGGAGAGAUCUUAGCACUGGACGCUACAACUGGACCAGGCACUCAGGCACACAGAACAGUGGGACUGCUGUAGGACCUGUCACUGACCAUAGCACCAAAACAUCUGCUGGCCAUUAUGCUUAUGUGGAAGGAACUUUUGGAGUCUUCCUCAGUAAAGCUGUGCUUCAGAGUCCUGCCCUCCCACCUGCAGCAGACACCUGUGAGAUGUACUUCUACUAUAACAUGAAUGGAAUGCAUGCAGGAAGCUUAAUUGUCAGUGCCCUAGUCAACAACACUAAAACAUCACUCUUCAGAAUCAGUGGACCUCAUGGAUCAGCCUGGCAGAAAGGAACUGCUUACAUUGGCAAGGCCCUUGGAAAGACAACAGGCCAGUUCAGUUUGAUGUUUGAGGUCCUCCCAUCCAGAGGUUUCUCUCCCUCUCCAACUGAUGAUAUAGCUAUUGAUGACAUCUCCUUUGCCAAUUGCUACCCACUUGCUCCACCUCCAAACUUGGCCUGUGAUUUCUCUCAAGAUUUCUGCAACUGGAACCAAGCUCCUGAUGAUGACUUUGACUGGACCAGAACAAAUGGUUCCACCAAGAGUGUUGGAACUGGACCAAGAUUUGACCACACCACAGGGUCAGGGAAAGGAUACUAUGCAUACAUCGAGACGUCUGCACCCAGACAUAGAGGAGAUGUGGCUAUCCUGGACAGCAAUCCCCUGCCUCCCACUCCAUCACAGGGCCAUUGUCUGACAUUCUGGUACUACAUGUUUGGAAACAACAUAGGAAGUCUCAAUAUUUACUUGGUGACAAGCACAAAUAGAACUCUGUUUUGGUCAAGAAAUGGAACCCAAGGAGAUGCCUGGAAAAUGGCUCAGAGACAGAUUAUUUCCAAUACAGAUUUCAAAAUCUCUGUGUAUGGAGUUGUUGGCAAUGGGUAUCAAGGAGAUAUAGCUAUUGAUGACUUCAAUAUUACCACUGGUGUGUGCCCACCAAAACCUGGAUGCGACUUUGAAGAUGGAACCUUCUGUGAUUGGAAAAACUCACUGAUGGAUGAUUUUGACUGGACAAUUGGCCAGAAUGGCACAGCAUCUAUUGGAACAGGUCCACCAUUUGACCACACAUUUGGAUCCAGCACUGGUCACUUUGCCUACAUAGAAAGUUCAGCUCCAAGACACCCGAAUGAUCAAGCCAUUCUCGUCAGUAGGUUCUUAGAUGGCAGUGCUGCUAGAUGUCUCAGAUUCUGGUACCAUAUGUAUGGAGCCAGCAUUGGUUCCCUAAAUGUAUACCAAGGAGCUAAUGGCUCUCAGAUUCCAGAUCAAGUCUGGACAAGAAAUGGAGAUCAAGAGAACAUUUGGAGGAGAGCCACUGUCCCACUGAAGCAAUUACCAGGCAAGCAGUACCAGAUUCUCAUCAAAGGCGUCAGGGGUACAGGAUACCGGGGAGACAUUGCUAUUGAUGAUCUGCUGAUAACAGAUGGUCAGUGCCCUCCAGAUGGAUCCUGUGACUUUGAACAGGACACUUGUGGAUGGACUAAUGCAUUGGCUGGAGAUAACUUUGACUGGCUUAGAGAUUAUGGAGGAACACCAUCUUCUACAACAGGCCCCCAAGUAGACCACACUCUAGGAACUAAAGCAGGUUACUACAUGUACAUUGAAACCUCUGGAAACAACAGGACAGUUGGAGAGAGAGCUUGGCUGAUCAGUGAUAUUCUAACAAGAACCACAGGGAACUGUGUUUAUUUCUGGUAUCACAUGUAUGGAGCAGGUGUUGGAGCAUUGAAUGUAUACAAACAAGACUUCUUCAAUAAGCAGAAAACUUUGGCCUUCAGUCUUAGUGGAAAUCAAGGAAAUGCAUGGCAACAAGCCUCAGUCAACUUUGCCUCUGAUCAUGAGUACACUGUAAUAUUUGAGGGAGUCUAUGGUGGAAAUUAUACAGGAGACAUUGCCAUUGAUGAUAUCCUCAUUACAGCCAAUCCAUGCUCUGCCACCACACCAACACCAGCCAUUUCUAUGGCAACGACUCCUGCAGUGUUCCCUAAAACAGCUGUGGACUGUGACUUUGAGACAGGACUCUGCUCUUGGAACCAAGAUGUUGGAGAUGAUUUUAAUUGGUCAAUAAAGAAUGGAACAACCAGCUCUGGCAACACUGGACCUACAGCUGACCAUACACUGCAGAAUAAUCUCGGUCAUUAUAUUUAUAUUGAAGUAUCAGGAAAGCUUCCAAAUACAACAGCAAGAAUAAUAAGUCCUUCAGUUUAUGUCAAGUCUGCUGGUGUGUGCUUGAAAUUCUGGUACAACAUGUAUGGUGCUCACAUCAACAAUCUCAACCUUUAUGUCCAAAAUGUGUCAUCCACCAAGAAACAGAUACUGUGGAACAAGCAUGGAAGCCAAGGUACAGACUGGAAGUAUGCCCAGGUCCAUCUCCAGAGCCAAGGACAAGUCAAGUUUGUGUUUGAAGGUGUAGCGGGUGUCAGCUACCAGGGAGAUAUUGCUCUGGAUGAUAUCUCACUGAACCAAGGCCUGUGUCCAGGGUCCCCAACUUGUGACUUUGAGGAUGGCAUGUGUGGAUAUACUCAAGAUGUCUCUGAUCAGUUUGACUGGACACUGCAUUCCUCUCGUACAGUAAGUUCAAGCACAGGACCAGCAAGUGAUCAUACAUAUGGCACAUCACAGGGCCAUUAUGUGUACAUUGAAUCAUCUGCUCCCAGGAGAAUGGGUGACAAAGCAAGAAUUGAUAGUCCUUCCUUCCCAGCUACUACAGGCACUGGAUCCUGUCUUACCUUCUGGUACAGUAUGUAUGGACGUAGCAUUGGUUCACUGAAUGUCUAUCUCAAACAAGGAACUUCCAGCCAGCUUCGGGCUCCUGUUUGGACCUUGUCAGGAAAUCAAGGCAGUAGUUGGAGAAUUGCACAAACAACUAUUAACAGUCCAACAUCAUUUAGACUGACUUUUGAGGGAACGGUGGGCAGUGGAUACCAAGGAGACAUUGCUAUUGAUGAUAUCAAUCUGGUCAGUGGAGCCUGCCCACCUCCAGGAAGCUGUGACUUUGAGAAGAAUCUGUGUACAUGGACCAAUGUCCGAGGUAAUGAUACAUUUGAUUGGGAGAGACAUAAGGGAAGAACGAAAAGUUUUGGUACAGGACCAUCCACAGAUCACACACUGAAGACCAUCUAUGGCUCCUACAUGUACAUUGAAGCUUCUGCUCCAAGAACACAUGGUGACAAGGCAUGGCUAGCCUCCCAAACGUUUGAAAGCUCAAAGACCCCUGUCCGCUGUAUAACUUUCUGGUACAACAUGUAUGGUACUGGUAUAGGAACCCUGAAUGUCUAUCAAAAUUUCUUCAUGUCUAAUCCAAAACAAGUGUUCACACUCUCAGGCAAUCAAGGACAGGGCUGGAAACAAGGAAGCGCUGAGCUGACAUCUACCAAUGGUCAAGACUACCUGAUCCUUAUUGAAGGAGUAGUGGGCAGUAUCAUGGGUGACAUUGCUAUAGAUGAUAUUUCCAUCACUUCAGGACACUGUACCACACCAACAGUGAACCCCACCUGUCCCUUCCAGUGCUCCAAUGGACAAUGUUUGAAGAGCAUUAAUAAUGUUUGUGACUUUAACAGUGAUUGUCCAAACGGUGAAGAUGAAUCAAAUUGUGGCUUUAACUGUGACUUUGAGAAGAAUCACCCAACAUGUAAAUGGAAUAGCACAUCAUCAGGAUUCCAAUGGAUGACUUCCAGUGGGUCUUCCUCCUCUCAAAAUACAAACAAACCCAGCACUGACCACACAACUCUAGGACCAAAUGGCUACUACAUGUAUGUGGCCCCCAAGGCUGGAGUGUAUAGUCGAUUAGCUGAUCUAACAAGCCCUGUUAUUGGUCAGUCAUCAAGCACCUGUCAACUGUCUUUCUGGUAUCACAUGAGAGGCAGCCAGUUCCUUCGAGUUUAUCUCAAAGAGUUGAGUGGUUUUACAAGAACUCAAAUUUUCUAUCUGUAUGGAGACCAAGGAAAUGUUUGGAAACAGGCUAUUAUUCCCAUCGGGAGAGUGCAUUCCCAAUUUCAGAUCAUAAUCUCAGGACAAAGAACCUACAGUGGUGUGGGUGACAUUGCAGUGGAUGAUAUAAAUUUCCAGGGUUGUGCGUUCCCAACAUCCACUGCCUGCAACUCGUUUGUGACAUUUAAAUGUGCCAGUGGAGCCUGUGUAAACCAGAACCGAGUGUGUGAUUAUUCCGAUGACUGUGGAGACAACACAGAUGAAGCAAAUGGUACUUGUGCUGGAUAUAACAGAUGUAACUUUGAGAAAGGACUCUGUGACUGGACUCAGCUUACAGAUGACGACCUAGACUGGACUCUCCGCGCUGGUCCAACUCCAUCUGCCGGUACUGGGCCUACCAAAGAUCACACUCUGAACACAAAUACAGGACAUUACCUCUACUUAGAAACCUCCAGGCCAGUCGCACAAGGACAGAAAGCCAGAAUCGCAAGUACAGCCUUCCAGCAGUCCUCAUCAUCACCGUACUGUCAGUUCCGCUUCUUCUACUUCAUGUAUGGCAAAACAGUGGACACCCUUACAGUCUAUUACAGAAAUCAGAUUUAUGGACCACUGUUUAAAGUUUUCUCUGUACAUGGCAAUGUUGGUUCUUACUAUGCCAGACAAGUGGUCAACAUCAGAUCCUCCUCUCCAUUCCAAGUGGUGAUAGAAGCCACAGCAGGAGCAAGCUAUCUGUCAGAUAUAGCCAUUGAUGAUGUUUCCUUCUCCUCCAACUGUCAGGUGUACUACGGGAACUUGCCCCUGGGAACUCCCGCCACUACUGUCCCCACUUCUCCUGGCCCCUGUAAUGGAGGUCACCAGUGUGGGGAUUCUAGCUGUGUGCCCUGGUACCAAGUCUGUGACUUCGUUUCUCAGUGCUCUGAUGGAUCAGAUGAAGCAGCCUGUGGACAGUGUAACUUUGAGAAGUCAAGCUGUGGGUGGAUUCCUAUCCCUGGUGGAAGAUACGCCUGGAAGAGACACAAUUCCUCCACUCCAACCUCUUUCAAUACACCUCAAAAUGAUCACACUUACGGAACAAGUCAAGUUGGAAACUACAUGUACAUUGAUGCCUCCUCAGGUUCAUAUGCAACAGAUACUAGAUUAGUCUCCCCAGUGUAUGGCAAUCUGAGCUCCACAUGCAGUAUAUCAUUUGCUUACUACACCAAUGUAGGGCCUUUCAGCAGACUUAAUCUCUACCUGUAUCCUCCCCACUCUGACCCAACAACUGCUAGCAGCAGACUUUUCUACAGAUUAUGGACAUCCUCAAGCCUUGUGGGCCGUCAAUGGCAGAAUGCCACAGUAGGAAUAGGAAACCGAGACCCAGGCUACAGACUCGCUUUUGUAGCAAGAAACUUUGACAGAAAUAGGGGAGGUAUAGCCAUUGAUGAUGUGGUCUUUAACACUUGUGCUCUACCAGCUGUAGGACAGUGUGCUUCCAAUCAGUUCAAAUGUCGUAGAGGAGCUUGUGUGGACAUGACCAGGAAAUGUGACUUCUCUAAUGACUGUGGUGAUAAUUCAGAUGAGGUGGGAUGCAGUAGCUAUGUUGAAAGAUGCAACUUUGAAAGUGACAUCUGUAACUGGCAACAAGACAUCAAUGACAUGUUUGACUGGACCUGGAAACAAGGUGCCACAGCCACUGCAGGAACUGGACCAAACUUUGACCACACCUUUGGAAACUCUACUGGACAUUACAUCUACAUAGAGACCUCAUCCCCCCGUGUACAAGGUGAUAAGGCACGCCUUUUGUCCCCAGUGUUCCAAGCCAACUCCCAGGCUGGUCAGUGUCAGAUGAGAUUCUUCUAUCACAUGAAUGGAAUAGAUGUUAAUGCACUGAAUGUAUACCUAGAAAAUUAUGAAAUGGGACCAAGAACAGCAGUGUUCCAGAAGACUGGUUCUCAAGCUGAUAUGUGGCUUCGUGCUAUGAUUGAUCUAACCAGUAAUCUUCCUUUCAGAGUUGUGAUUGAAGGCAUCCGUGGAAAGGGUUAUCAUGGGGACAUUGCUUUAGAUGAUGUAUCCUUCACUAGUGGCUGUAAAGUGGCCAAUUCAUACCAUCUUCCUCAAGCUCUCACCACCAUUGGUCCAUGUGGAGCUGGAAAGGGCCAGUGUAGCAAUGGACAGUGUAUCAAGGCUACCAUGUUCUGUGACUUCAAGGUAGAUUGCAGUGAUGGAAGUGAUGAACAGUCUUGUCCCAGUACAUGUAACUUUGACAAUGGACAGUUCUGUAACUGGCAGAAUGAUCUAAACACGAACACCCUUAACUGGACAAUAGGAAGUAACAACAACCCAGCACCCAGUCCAGCAACAGACCAUACUUCAGGUUCUGCUGCAGGAAAGUUUGCUCUGGUCCAAACUCAGUCUUCAACUACCAGUCGCAAGAUUGCUCGACUGGUAAGUCCAAUGUACUACCAAGCAGGAACAGCUUGUACUUUCACAAUGUGGUAUAACUCAAAUGGAACAGGAAUCACUCAUCUUGGAGUUUAUUUCACUCAAGGAGAAAGUUACAGAAAUAUAUGGACCAUGACUGGCACUCAACUCAGAGCCACCCAAAGAGUUUGGACAAAAGCAACUGUGGAACUACCGAAAUGUCCAAUGAACUUUAAGGUAACCAUUGAAGUGGCUACAUAUGGAAGACAAACCAACUAUGUAGCCAUUGAUGACUUAGCCUUCACACAGUGCCACUAUUUGCCUCCAACUUCCUCAUGUUUGCUUGGACAAUUCACCUGCAGUUCAGGAAAUUGUGUACCACAGAAUCUCAAAUGUGAUCUCCAGACAGACUGCUGUGAUGGAUCUGAUGAAAGUCCAAGCACCUGUGCAGGAUAUCAACAAUGUAACUUUGAGUAUGGACUUUGUGGAUGGCAACAAUCCACUACUGAUCAGUUUGAUUGGCUGAGACACCAAGGACCAACCAAUUCUUAUGGCACAGGGCCAUCAGGAGAUCACACCUAUGGAUCAAGGACUGGAUACUACAUGUACAUUGAAUCCUCCAGGCCUAGACAAGCAAAUGAUACAGCUCAGCUGAUCUACAAUUUGAAUGUCCCAACAUCCCCUUGUGCAAUGAGACUUUGGUACCACAUGUAUGGUAAAAAUGUUGGUCAGCUUAAUGUCUACAUUAAAACCUUAAACACGGGGACACUUCUUCUAAAGAGCAUUUCAUCCAACCAGAACCAGACCUGGCACAGACUGGAAGUCGCUCUUCAAAGCACAACACCAUACCAGGUGGUGAUAGAAGGAAAGGUGGGAGUAGGAUACCUUGGAGACAUUGCUAUUGAUGACAUAAGCUUCACUCCAGGUUGUGGAUCCGUCAUUCAACCGUUCACUACCCCAGCAGUUUCUACACCAAAUCCAAACACAUGUGGGGAUGGACAAUUCGCUUGUGGGGAUGGUACCUGCAUAUCUAUAUCCAAGGUCUGCAACUUCCAAUCAGACUGUAAAGACAACUCCGAUGAAAACCAGUGUCCACUAACAUGCAACUUUGAACAAGAUACUUGUGGCUGGCAUGAACUUCCUCUAGAUCAGUUUGACUGGACAAGGGCGAAUGGAGUAUCUACAUCUUCUAACAGGAGCAUGGCUCCAAACACAGACGAUACAUAUAAGAAUCAAAAUGGCUAUUACAUGUACAUCAACGAUCAAACAGGUGGACAAACUAGUGGACUUGCAGCAGGGCUCCAGAGUUCAGCCUUCAAGUCAGCUAAUGCAGACUGUAAGAUAUCCUUUGCCUACUACACAAUUGGUUCAAAGGUGGGAACUCUAUAUUUAUAUGUAGUGGAAAAUAAUGCCUUGACACCUCUAUGGAGAAGGCUGCCCUACCCCGCAUUGGAUGAUCAGUGGCAUAGUGUUACUGUUGGAAUUGGCAGAAGAACCACAGACUUCAACAUGCUGUUCAAGAAGGUUGUGACAGGUUACAGUGGUACUACAGCCAUAGAUGAUAUCAGCUUCACAGACUGCAGGAUGAGGCCCCCUGUCACCCAGUGUAACACCGUCACCCACUUCUGGUGCUCCAACAAAGUGUGUAUCCCCAAGAACAAGCAGUGUGACAAUGUGGAUGACUGCGGGGAUGGAAGUGACGAGGGAAGUCUGACUUGUAAUGGCUACACACGCUACAACUUUGAGGUGGGAACCGGAAAUCUGAUCCAGGGACAGAAUGGGGUAGACGAUGACUUUGACUGGAGCUUGUUUGCUGGACACACUCCAUCUACCUUCACAGGACCCCAGUGGGACCACACGUACGGAAACAGCACUGGACAUUACCUGUAUAUGGAAGCCUCGAAACAGAAGUUCAACUCCAAGGCUUGGAUUCUUACAGCUCCAUUCUACCGCACUAAUGGCAGGAACUGUGUGAUGAGGCUGUAUUACUUUAUGUACGGACUCUAUGUCAACCAACUGAAUGUGUAUUCCAGAAUGUACUCGUCUGGUCCUCCAACUCACACCCUCUUCUCAAGGUCUGGUGAACAAGGUGCUUAUUGGCAGGAGGUCAUUCUUCCUCUGAACUACUCUACAGACUUCCAAAUCAUCAUCGAGGCCAAGGUUGGAGAUAACUUCCUGGGUGACAUUGCCAUUGAUGACAUUAGCUUCACCCCAGACUGUCAGGCCUCUUCCAACACCCUCCCAGCCCCACCUGCUGGUCAGUCUACAGUCCGCCCUCCCGUUAGUACUGGACCAUCAAACUGUAACCCGACCAGUCAGUUUACCUGUGUGACAGACAGAAGCUGUAUCAGUAAAAGCCAAGUGUGUGACUUCAGAAAGAACUGUGCUGAUGGAUCAGAUGAAGCCCAGUGUGUGCCCACAUUCUGUAGUUUUGACAACGGCACCCUGUGUAACUGGAGAAUCAAUGCCUCUCACUCUACGGCCCCUGAUCAGACCUACAAAUGGAAGGUGGACACGGCCGGUACAGCCGCACCAGGAGACUACAGACCUACAGAGGAUCAGGCAGGAUUCAGAGGAGGUUGGUAUGUGUGGGCUGACAGCUCCCCUGGUUCCUUCAGAGAUACCACUGAGUUGUACACACCCAUGAUAGGACAGACCGGUCCUCAAUGUAAACUAGUUCUGUAUUACUGGAUGCAAGGCCACGCCAGACACUCCAUGGAAAUUUAUGUCAAGAUCAACAACAAAACAGAGCAUCUCUGGGCAGGAGAAGAUGACCAUGGCAAAGAAUGGCAACAUUUGGAAGUGUUCAUUGGACCACGACAGAACUUUAAUUUAGUCAUUCAAGCGCGACGAGGUAGAUCUUACAUUGGGGACCUCUCGGUUGACAGCAUUAACUUCCUCAACUGUCAGCCGCCUGUGGCUCUCCCCCAGGGCUGUCCCGCCAAAACAUUCCAGUGUAACAACGGCUACUGCGUCAAACAAAACCUCAAGUGUGACUACUCCAACGACUGUGGAGAUAACUCCGAUGAAAUUGCCGUUGAAUGUGAUCAAACCUAUAAGGGUCGGUGUAACUUUGAGCAUGGGAUCUGUCCUCAGUGGCAGAACGACCCAUCUGCCAAGUUUAACUGGCAACUCUCAUCAGGUCGUACAGCAAGUGCAGGAACUGGUCCCCUGGGAGACCACACAACAAGAUCUCAAUCAGGAACAUAUCUCUACAUUGAAAGUUCAAGCCCAAGAAAACCAGGUGAUACAGCUCGACUGAACUCAGCCACCAUCAAGGCAGCAUCUCGAGACUGCACACUGAGAUUAUACUUCCACAUGUUUGGAGCCAACAUGGGAACGUUCAACAUCAAGAAGCGAUACAGCUUUGUCACAGAAGAUCUGGAAAUGCUCUACUCCUGGAGUGGUAACCGUGGAGAUUUCUGGUAUCGAUUUGAACAAAACCUGACGACCAGUGAUCCAAGAGACAGUGUAAAUCACUUUUUAUUCCGUGUAAUUAGAGACUUUCGCGAUUCUCGCGUAUAA